This is a messenger RNA of Aedes aegypti (yellow fever mosquito), 2803 nucleotides long. RefSeq names its product progestin and adipoQ receptor family member 4. Gene Ontology annotation, molecular function: signaling receptor activity. NCBI's taxonomy places the organism in Eukaryota, Metazoa, Arthropoda, Insecta, Diptera, Culicidae. Bases 1050 to 2285 code for a protein of 411 amino acids. The transcript is spliced from 6 exons. The record is from RefSeq and is a predicted model, not a curated record. Gene Ontology annotation, cellular component: membrane.
CCUGUCCGGUCUUGUCUUAGGUUUCACUUACCUUGUUGCUGUCGUGGGUCGCGGGUUCCUCUGAUGUCCGUGUCGUGCGGCGAAGCCUCAACUCCGAUCACCCCUCUACGAUGAAAUCGGAUGCUUUCACUUAGAUCACUUAGAUGCACUGCUACUUGCGGGCCUACUCCAAUUCGGAUUUAUGAGUCCGGAUUUUUGCACUGUUAUUCACGCACUUAAUCAUCAGCCCGGACGGCUGCGCCAAUAAUACGUUCGCGGACGCGUUCGGAGUUUUAAAAAAGAACUCUAAUACAUCUCUGCCAACUAAUUAUAUUUAAAUUUGAUAAACAACUUAAUCUACUGGUGUCCAGGUGACAAAAGAGAGCGCGCAUGUAGUUGGUUAUUGCUUUUAUAAUAUUGAUUCGCUGAUGUUGCACAUUCCUUGGUGGCCUGAUGUAUGUGCUACGUGGCGGUGACUGGAUCCGAUGUAACUGUAUAUUUCAAAAUGACUAUUCUAAAGUCGGAUCAUCACAUGGUUCAUAAGGAUAACGUAACAACAUCCUAAUGAUAUUUUUAAACCAAUUAUUGCGAAAGACGAUCAGAAAAAUGGUUUCCCAUUUGGAUGAAUGAGAAAACUGACAAAAACGGAAACUCACUGUUAUUGAUAUUUUUUAUUGUUUUACAACUAUGGGUACAUUUUGGUUUAUACUUUCCUAUUUAAGGUAUAUUUUAAAUUAUGAUACAAUUUUCCACUCCAAUCCACACACACAGAAAAAUUAUGAUGUUUCCGGUACCACUGAAGCUGUUUUAUGGAGCAAUCUGAUUUAUUUAUGGAAUAUUUCACAAAUUAUAAUGGUAAAUACCUAACUGAUUUCAUAAUGCAGUAGUUUUUUUUAAAUUUCUACGGAGUAUUUCCACGUAAUUUAUUGGUGCAUUAAACAGGCCGCCGUGAACACCCCCGCAUCGUAGCCAUUUCCGGCGUGACGCGUCCAUUCAGUAGUGGCACCAUACGGUAGUAGUCCGCGUCGUCGGUGGCUCAACAAUUCCUCACGCUGGAGGAACCGGACAAAAUGCAAUCGGCCGAGUGUGCAGGAGUGAUUUCCCCGGUGGUAAUCGAAUCGGCUACUGCCCCCAUUUCCGUGGUGCCUCGUUCUACUACAGCUAAUCAUUGUUCCGGCGGUCAUUCGUCGUUGCUGCUGUCGACGUCUUCGACGUCGUCCUCGUUGUCCUCCUCGCCGGAAACGGUGCGAAGUGCAUCAUCUUCGACGACUACAUCCUCGUUAGGGCCGCAAACGGCACCGGCAGUGGUGCCACCUUCUUCUCCAGUGCCACCUCCAACGGUGCUCAAAACGAAACAGUGUCCGCGGGACGAUUUCGGGGAGGACGACGACGAGGACGGCCAAAACCGGGCGCCGCUGAUGAAGCAGCUGAAUAAACUGCUCACCCCACCGGACGAUCUGCUGCAGUGGAAGGACAUGCCCCAGCACCUGCAGUUCAACCCGUACGUCCUGACCGGAUACCGGCCGCUGCAAGGCGUCAAAGGAUGCCUCAGCAGUUUGUUCUACGUGCAUAACGAGACGAUUAAUAUUUUAACACACGGCAUUCCAAUAGUGUACAUCCUGGCAACAGUUCCGGCAAUGAUGCCAUGGGAGAAGGAGUACCGCUUUCUCUCGUGGUGCCAUCUGGUCGGUUCUGUUGCGCCCUGGUGCGGUAGCUUUGUGUACCAUCUCUUCAUGAAUCUGGAACUGGGCGAGAGCGCGUACUACCGGUUACUGCAGCUCGAUAUGCUCGGCAUUUGGAUUAGUCAAAGUUUCGGUGCGCUUCCCAUGGUAACGGCAACGGUCUACUGCCUGGGCUGGCCUCUCAAGUGGCUCAUCAUCAUAUCGUACUCCAUGCUGUGCAUUUGGGGUCUGUACAAGGCCAUGACGGCGUCCUCACCGUGGCAACGGAGGCUCUGUUUCCUGCUGCCCUUCAUGAUGCGAAUCAUGCUCACGCUGUUGCGGAUAUCGAAGCUGGGCGGUGGGAAUCCCUCCUCGCUGACACACGUAUUUCUGCAGGACGCCGUUUCGGCCGUGGGUGGCGUGAUUGGAGCGAUGCACAUACCGGAAAAGUGGUUCCCCGGCAGUGUGGACAUCUAUCUCAACUCGCACAACAUCAUGCACGUGCUGGUGGUCAUGGCCGUCUACUCGAUGCAUCAGGCAACCAUCCGGGACAUCGAGUGGAUGCAAAAUGCCGAAUGUAGCCGCUCCAAUCUGACGUCAUCGCUGAACAUAGACGCCAUCAACGGGUCGCACCUGGAGCUAUGACCAGUUGGAACCGAAUAUUCCGUCCCGCGGGAUGCUGCCACCGUUGGUUGCCAUUCCCCGUCCCUGGCCUACCUGGCCUUCGUCAACGCCAACGUCAACGCCGCCAGGAUCUGUGCUGUCGGUUCCGGAGGUAGCACCAGCACUCUUAGACCGGCCAACAAAUCGAGGAGCAGCACAGAGGACACUUUACCGCCAUCUCCGGCUAACGGCACCUGGUGGACGCUGGUGGAAUUCGUUCGACUGCGUAUUCUCCCGACGCGCUGCAACACGCAAUACUCCGCCGGUGGUGAACUCGGCGAAAACAUCGAUGACGGUGCGUUUCGGUGGUUUAGUCGGAUUUUUGCCAUCGGUGGUCACCGAUAGGCGGUUCUUCUUCUGGCAGCAGUGCUCGCCCCCGCGCCUUUCGCUCUCGCUCUUCUGCUGUCCUGUCUGUCUAGGUCUGUCCGUCUAUGCUCUCAGGGGGGCGGUUUGUCCGGAUUGCGAAUCGGAUGUGAUAGGAUUGUCAUGAUUGCCUCUUU